Molecule: messenger RNA, 3901 nt
Organism: Trichosurus vulpecula (common brushtail)
Lineage: Eukaryota; Metazoa; Chordata; Mammalia; Diprotodontia; Phalangeridae
Gene: PSD
Product: pleckstrin and Sec7 domain containing
Exons: 16
Coding region: 1-3093 (1030 amino acids)
Biological process (GO): regulation of ARF protein signal transduction
Molecular function (GO): guanyl-nucleotide exchange factor activity
Source: RefSeq, a predicted model, not a curated record
AUGGCCCAGGGAACCAUGCGCUUCUGCUCUGAGGGAGACUGCGCCAUCUCACCCCCUCGAUGCCCUCGAAGAUGGCUUCCAGGGGGCCCUAUGCCUGAGAGCCCCCCAGGGGGUGGGAGGGCCCAACUGGGCAUGUAUGGCAGUAUGGGCUCCCUGGUUCGACGUGUGGUGGGGCCUGGUGGUGGGAGCAGGGAGCUAGGGCGGGUGACAGCACCCUGUACACCACUUCGGUGUACACCUGCUCCCCAGAGCCCUCCCUCACCUGCUGGGCCACCACAAAGCUCCGUGGUCAUCUUCCGCUUUGUGGAAAAGGCCAAUGUGAGGACAGUGAAUGGGGGCCUCAGUAGAAGCCUGGACCUUGGGUGUCCCUCUCCUGGUACCUCAUCCCCACCCCAGCGACUUGCCCCUACCCUAGCCCCUAGUUCUGGUUCUAGUUCUGGCUUGGGCCGGAAGCUCCGGCUGGAGGCUUCCACCUCAGACCCACUACCUGCCGGGGGGAAUUCAGUUCUCCUCACUGCCCGAUGCUGUCCCCUGCCUGGGUCCCCAGGCCAGCCAUCCACAGGUGGAGAUAGCCUCUAUUCCUCCCUCCCAAAUGGUCUGGGUGGGCCUCCGGAGGACCUGACCACUCUACUCCGAGGGACCUCAGGCAUUAACUGCCAGAACCAGGGGGAAUGCUGCUCAUCUCCCCGGGAAGUGUCUGCUCAUGCCCAGCGGAUUGCCCGAGCCAAGUGGGAGUUCUUCUUUGGCUCUCUGGACCCCCCCAGCUCAGGUUCCCAACCUCAGGACCGAGAGUGGGAACAAGUAUCAGCUAGAGUCUCCAAGGAGGGGCUGGGGCAUAGCUCACAGGUGACCACGGGACGGGUGACUAAAUAUUCAGAAACUGACCUGGACGCAGUGCCCCUUCGGUGCUACCGGGAGACGGAUAUAGAUGAGGUUCUGGCGGAGCGAGAAGAGGCUGACUCAGCCAUUGAGAGCCAACCCAGCUCAGAGCCUCUGGGUACAGCCAGAGUCCCCCAGCCUGCCCCUCGGCCAGUCCCCAGCCUGGACAGUGCCAGUGAGGAGGAAGAAGCUGAGGAGGAGGUGGACGACGAGGUGUUCGAGGCCUCAGAAGGGGCCCAGCCAGUGGCCACGAUGAGUCCCUGUGGGCCUCUCAAGUCCCCACUGCCUUUCCUGCCAGGCUCCAGCCCAUCUGCAGAUGGUCCAGACUCCUUCAGCUGCAUCUUUGAAGCCAUCCUAGAGUCACACAGGGCCAAAGGCACAUCCUACACCAGCCUGGCCUCCCUGGAGGCCCUAGCCUCACCAGGCCCCACCCAGAGUCCCUUUUUCACCUUUGAACUGCCCCCCAAUCAUCUGGUCCCCCAGCUUGAUCCCCAGCUGCCAGCCCCAUUAGCUCCACUGGAACCUGAUUCAGGGACCAGCUCAGCCGCUGAUGGGCCCUGGACAGAACGUGAGGAAGAGGAGGAACAGGCUAAAAGAGGGACCAAUUCAACUCAGGACAGGGCUCCACCUAGCCCUUGUCACUCUGAAGACAGCUUUGGUUUAGGACCUCUGCCUGUGGGCAGUGACCCCCCUCUGAGCCAGUUGGUGUCGGAUUCUGACUCGGAGUUGGACAGCACAGAGCAGCUGGCCCUGGGUAGCACUGAUACCCUGUCCAAUGGGCAAAAGGCUGACCUGGAAGCUGCCCAGAGGCUAGCCAAGCGUCUCUACAACCUGGACGGCUUUAAGAAGGCUGAUGUGGCCCGGCAUUUGGGGAAGAAUAAUGACUUCAGUAAGCUGGUGGCUGGAGAGUACCUCAAAUUCUUUGUCUUCACCGGAAUGAGUCUGGAUCAGGCACUCAGGGUGUUUCUGAAGGAGCUGGCUCUGAUGGGGGAAACCCAGGAACGGGAGAGAGUCCUGGCUCAUUUCUCCCAGCGCUACCAUCAAUGUAACCCUGGGGCCCUGUCUUCUGAGGAUGGAGCCCACACUCUAACCUGCGCUCUCAUGCUGCUGAACACGGAUCUUCAUGGCCAUAACAUUGGGAAGCGAAUGACAUGUGGGGACUUCAUUGGGAACCUAGAGGGCCUCAACCAGGGGGGUGACUUCCCGAGGGAGUUGCUCAAGGCUCUGUACAGUUCCAUCAAGAGUGAGAAGCUUCAGUGGGCCAUUGAUGAAGAGGAACUCCGCCGCUCCCUGUCUGAACUGGCUGACCCAAACCCCAAGGUCAUCAAGAGGGUCAGUGGUGGCAGUGGUGGUGGCUCCAGCCCUUUCCUGGACCUGUCCCCAGAGCCUGGUGCUGCCAUUUACAAACAUGGCCCCUUGGUGCGCAAGGUGCACGCGGACCCUGACUGCAGGAAAACACCCCGGGGGAAGCGUGGCUGGAAGGCUUUCCAUGGCAUUCUGAAGGGGAUGAUCCUCUACCUACAGAAGGAGGAGUACCAGCCAGGCACGGCUCUGGUGGAGGAAGAACUGAAGAACGCCAUCAGCAUCCACCAUGCCCUGGCUACCCGAGCCAGUGACUACAGCAAGAGACCCCACGUAUUCUACCUGCGCACAGCAGACUGGAGGGUUUUCCUUUUCCAGGCACAGAGCUUGGAGCAGAUGCACUCCUGGAUCACCCGCAUCAAUGUGGUGGCGGCCAUGUUCUCUGCCCCCCCCUUUCCAGCUGCCAUCAGCUCUCAGAAGAAAUUCAGUCGCCCUCUGCUGCCCAGUUCUGCCACCCGCCUCUCCCAGGAGGAGCAGGUGAGGACACAUGAAGCCAAACUGAGAGCCAUGGUAUCUGAGCUUCGGGAGCACAAGGCCCACCAACAGCAGCCAGACAGGAAAGGGAAGAGCAAGGAGGCUGAGGAACAGCGGCAGAAGGAAGCUUACCUGGAAUUUGAGAAAUCUCGCUAUGGCACCUAUGCAGCACUGCUUCGGGCCAAGCUGAAGGCAGGCAGUGAGGAGCUGGAGGCUGUGGAGGCUGUGCUGUGCCAGGCUGUGCCAGGGGUCAUUGAGGAUGGGCUCCCUGAAUCCUGCUCCAGUCCCACUCUGCAGCCCGAGCCACCUCCACACACCAGGCUGCACCGCUCUGGUCCUGAACCCCGGGUAGGGGGCAGUGGGCGGCAGAAACCCUGACCCGUGGGUAGGGGCCAGGAGGGAGGGGACAGCAACCGCCAGCCGGCCACCUGCAUGACCUCUGACCCUGCCCCAGCCAGGGCCUGACUGCGCCGGACGCGGGGCCCCGAAGGCACCGUGGACACUGCCCAAGCUAAGCCCCAGGGGCUGGGGCCAUCCACCAGGCUCCCCAUUUUGUGAUACCAUUUUGCACUUUUUCUUAUUCAAUGGUGGGAGGGUUGAGGGAGGGACCUUUCAAUGACAUUUUUGGGGGGGAGGGCACAUGCUGGGGGGCCCCACUUUCCUGCUUUCUAUUUGGGCCUCCUGGACCCCUCUCCCAGACACCAGCAAUCCCCCCUGUCUCGGGCCUUGUCCUGGGGGGAUGGUGGGCAUCCCCAGGGGUAUGAGAGGCCUGAGUCUCUCAGGCUUUCCUCUCUGGGCCCUCAGCUGUAGGCCGAGCUGGUUUUCUCUCCUCUCCCCUCCUUUUCUCCUCUCUUUUUCUCUCUCUCCUCUCUUUCUCUCUCUCCCUCUCUCCUCUCUCUUCUCUCUCUCUCCCCCCUCCCUCCCUCUCUCCUUCUCUCUCUCUCUCUCUUACCCACAAGGGCUUUCUCUCACCCUAGAGCUGGAGUGGGGUGGGGUGGACACAGGGCCCCCAGAUAAUGCAGUUUCUGGCAGGGCCUCAAUGCCCCCUGUACAUAAGACCUGUGGCAGGGGUGCUGGGGGAGGGGCAGUGACCCAAAAGCCCUUCUUCUGGUACCUUUGCCCCUCCCAACCCCACCUUCUGUAUAGUCCCUGACACAAUUAAAACCUGCUCUGGAGCCCCCGGCUA